Messenger RNA from Protomyces lactucae-debilis, 222 nucleotides. Its product is annotated as ubiquitin-like protein 5-like protein. The coding region runs from base 1 to 222 and encodes 73 amino acids. Gene Ontology annotation, molecular function: protein binding; protein tag activity. Gene Ontology annotation, biological process: mRNA splicing, via spliceosome; protein modification process. Lineage: Eukaryota; Fungi; Ascomycota; Taphrinomycetes; Taphrinales; Protomycetaceae. The record is from RefSeq and is a predicted model, not a curated record. The transcript has 3 exons. Gene Ontology annotation, cellular component: nucleus; cytoplasm.
AUGCUCGAAGUCAUCGUCAAUGACAGACUCGGGAAGAAGGUCAGAGUCAAAUGCAAUGAGGAUGACACGAUGGGCGACUUGAAGAAGCUGAUUGCCGCUCAAACUGGUACUGCAGCAGACAGAAUCAUCCUCAAAAAGUGGUACACGACUUUCAAGGACCAUAUCACACUGGCCGACUAUGAAAUUCACAAUGGCAUGAGUCUGGAACUCUACUACUCAUAG